UGUUAUUUAAAGUACGGUAAAUAUUAUUGAGGUAGAAUAACAUAUCUGGAAUGAAAUGUUCAAUAAACUAUCUGAAUAGAUGUUGAAUUUGUAGGAAAUGUAUGAUUUCUCUUGAAAGUUUCGGAUCCCUCCUCGUUGGUUAAUAUAAAAAGCAUGCAAAUCGAUUGCUGCUCACUGCUCUUCAUCAAUAGCAACUAAUAGUUCUCUCUGUGCCCAGUUAGUUGAACUUAGCAGACCAGUGGCAGAGGUUCGUGAACCGCAGUAAACGUGACGAAAAUGAAACCAAAGGUGAGUUCUGUGCAUCGACCAUCCAAGAUGUGUUCAUUUAGCAUUGCGAAUGUCAUGCACAGCUAUCGAUUGCAUCACUACUUCCACUGCUAUUAGCAAUUGCGGCGAUGAGGCACCAAGUAAACAUUCCUGAAUCUGGCAGUGCUUCUAGCACAUCAAAAGAAUCUUCGGAAACAGAUCUGUGCGAGGACUACGAUUAUAUUUCCAAGUGGAAUGAUAAGCAGUUAAAGAUUAAUGACCAAUUAAGGGACUUUCAGUUGGUAAUGGACUCGAUAAAAACUUCUUUCAAUAGAACCACAUCUAUAGAGAAAUGCUGUUUCUAUGAAAACAACUCAAUGGUACUAUUAAUUGAAAAUGUCAAUGAAAUUGAUCCAGUUAACCAAAUUCAAUUCAGCAAAGAUCUUUCAACGAAUCUCAAAAAUAUAAUUUCUAAAAUCAAGAAAACAGUCGUGAAGGCCUUUAAUAGUUGCUGUGAAAAUUUGCGAGGUGUAAUCGAAAAGGUAAAGGGAGAGGUAGAACAGAAAGUAAAGGAUAUAGAGCUAAAAUAUAAAGAGAUGGACAUCGAAAGUUCUAAAAGGAGUGACGGUAUUCGGAAAAAGGUAAAACAACUGGAGGGCCGAAUGGAAGCUGUGAAAUCAAGUUUGGAUAAACUUCAAAAGGAAAUGGAUAAAAAUGAUGGGAAAACCAAUUGUGGUGAAGAAUUAAAGGAACAACUUUCGGUUUUGGAUAGUAACAUUAGCACAUACAAAAAUGAGGCAGAUAACGAAUUCCACAAAUUAAAUAAUCAACUCAAAGAUAUACAGGAAAAGCUAUGGAAUCAAGAUAAAAUAUGUGAUGCAUUUAAAAAAACUUUAGAGGACGGUGCCGAAAGUAUCAAAAAUAUAAUCGACAAGUCCAAAAACAACUGCGGGAAUAUGAAUAGUAGUCCAGAUAAGCAAAUUCAAAAGGAGGACUUAAUUAAUUUAAAAAAGAAAACCGAAAACCUUCAGAGGCUGGUUAUAAACCUUACCAAUAAAAUGGGCAACUUUGACCAUCAGGGAUCGUCAACAAGUUUUAGUGUAACGUUAAAUACCUGCAUGACAAAUAAUGCAAAACUUCAUAUAAUUCAAUCUUUACUUCAGGAAAUGAUAAAACAACAAAAUCAAAGAUGUUCUAAGGCAACAAAAGAAAUGACUAUAAAUGGUAGUCCACCAGGUAGUCUAAGCUGUUCCUCAGAUGAACAGCUGAAGGAACGUUUGAAAACACUACAAAAUGAAUCUGCAAUUCUGGACGACGAACUUAAAAAGUUCCCCAAGUGCUGCCAAAAAAUUGAUAAGCUUAACGUACAGGCGGAACAAAUAACUAACGAACUUCAGAUCAUGAACAAAACAUACAAUAAUCAAAUUAAAGACAAUACCAAUAAAUUUAAUUCGUUAAAGGAUGGCUUGGAUGUAAAUGUUAGAAGGAUGGGCCAAAUUAAUUCUUCAAACGUUAAUAAUAGUGUUCAAAAGCAAGUAAAAGAACUUCAAAGUAAGGUAUAUAAAGCUGCCAUAAAUUUAGAGGCAUUAAAAGAAACUCAAGAUGAUUUCAUAAAGCUUAUGGAGAGUACCAAACAUCUAAAAGCUUCGCCCAAUGAGAUGGAGAAGCUAAGAAAAGAUUUCGAAGAGUUCCGACUUAAAAUUCUUAAACAGUUAGUCGAUUAUGAUCAGAAAAAGAUACAAGAACCAUCAACUGAUGCUAGACAGCGCGAGAUACGAGUACAAAAAAUCCACGAUAAUGUUCGCCAGGACAUGGAUAAAUUGAAUAAUACUAUUCAGCUCCAAGACAAACUAAAAAUGAAGGCCCAAGAUGAAAUAAAAAAACAGAAAACGCCAUCAAAGCUUAUGCUCGAUUGCGAAAGAAAGUGCAAGGAAAUGGACCAAUUCGAUAAACUCCUAAAUCUUAUAAAAGAAGCAAAAAAUCUGGUUAAAAUGAAGGGUGAAAAAACUACGACGAAGCCAACUAAGAAAUAUAUCCCAAAGAAGAAAAAAAAAAAUAAACCCAAGCCGAAGCCAACACGAAAAUGGUCUGGGGUCCUGGUUGGGGGCAUCGAUUUUGACCGCAAUCGGGAUGUACUUAAUGGGAAGUAUAUUAAAUAAUGUUGUAUUCGGA
This is a messenger RNA of Drosophila simulans, 2418 nucleotides long. RefSeq lists its product as uncharacterized. The record is from RefSeq and is a predicted model, not a curated record. The transcript has a single exon. Lineage: Eukaryota; Metazoa; Arthropoda; Insecta; Diptera; Drosophilidae. Bases 396 to 2405 code for a protein of 669 amino acids.